AUGGUGUUCAGGCUUUUCUUCAAGAACUACCAGUUUGUUUUGGCAUUGACUUUUCCUAUUGAAGAGAUCAACAAAAACCCUGAUCUUUUACAUAAUUUGACUCUGGGUUUUGAUAUCUGUAAUCUUACCUUUGGGACUUUCGAUCAUGCCCUGAGUGACCAUAACAGGUUCCUGGGUCUCUAUCAGAUGGCCACUGCCAUGAUCUCCUUACUGCUUCAUUUCCAUUGGAACGGGGUGGGACUGUUUACCUUAGAAGAUGAGAUUGGACUGUGUUUUCUUCCUGAAUUGAGAAAACAGAUGGCCAGACAUAGCGUUUGUAUUAAUAAGUCAUCAGCAUAUGUCCACAUCAUAUAUGGUGAUAAUGAAUCCAUACUCGAUGUAAUUAAGUGUGUGGAGCAGUAUUUCUUAAAAGGCAAAGUUUUUAUCCUGAACUCACAGUGGGAUUUCACCACGAGAAGGAGAUAUUUCAUUCUAGGAUCAUUCCAUGUGCCUCUGUUUUUUUCAUACCAUCACCCAGAUGUUUCUGGAUUCACAGAUUUUGUCAAGGCAGUGAACCCUUCCACAUACCCAGAAGACUUUUUCCUUGCUCGGCUGUGGUUUCUCUCUUUUAAUUGCUCAGAUUCUGAAUCUGACUGUGAAACAUGGGAGAACUGUCCUCGUGAUGCCUCCUUGGAUUGGUUGCCUGGGCACACUUUUGACAUGACUAUGUCGGGAGACAGUUACAAUAUAUACUACGCUGUCUACGCUGUGGUCCAGGCUCUCCAUGAGAUGCUUUUUCAUCACACAGAACUGCAUCAUUUUCUGAAGAACAUCCAGUUUCACAAUCCAGCUGGAGAUCAAGUGAUUUUGGAUGAGAAAAGGAAGUUGGAGGUAGAGUAUGACAUUGUGAACAUUUGGACUUUUCCGGAAGGCCUUGAAUUUAAGGUGAAAUUAGGAAAGUUUUCUCCAUAUGCCCUACCUAGUCAUCAGCUGUCUUUAUCUGUUGAUAUGGCACAGUGGGCCAUAGAGACCACAGAGCCUCCUCAGUCUGUCUGUAGUGAAAGUUGUGGUCCUGGAUUCAGAGAAUCGCAUCAGGAGGGAAAGACUGUCUGUUGCUUAGCUUGCAUUCCCUGCUCAGAAGAUGACAUUGCUAAUGAGACAGAUAUGGAGCAGUGGGUGAAAUGCCCAGUUGACCAGUAUACCAACACACAGAGAAACCAGUGCCUCCCAAAAGCUGCAAGCUUCCUGGCUUAUGGGGAGCCCUUGGGGAUGGCCUUGGCCUGCAUGGCUCUUGGUUUAUCUACACUCACAGCAGUUGUUCUUGGGGUCUUUGUGAAACAUCACAACACCCCCAUUGUCAAGGCAAAUAACCAGGCUCUCAGCUAUAUUCAGCUCACCUCCCUCAUCUUCUGUUUCCUGUGUUCCUUGCUGUUUAUUGGACAUCCCAACACAGUCACCUGCAUUCUACAGCAAACCACAUUUGGAGUUGCUUUCACUGUCGCUGUUUCUUCUGUUUUGACCAAAAAUGUAACUGUGGUUCUGGCAUUCAAGGCCACUUCUCCAGGGAGAAGGAUGAGGUGGCUGCUGGUAUCAGGGGCCCCUAAUUUCAUCAUUCCCAUAUGCACCCUGAUCCAGACAACUCUCUGUGGAAUCAGGCUUGGAACCUCUCCUCCCUUCAUUUACUCAGACACACACUCUGAACAUGGCCACAUCAUCAUCCUGUGUAACAAGGGCUCUCUCACUGCCUUCUACUGUGUCUUGAGAUACCUGGGCCCCCUGGCCCUGGCCAGCUUCACUGUGGCUUUCCUGGCCAGGAACCUGCCUGACACCUUCAAUGAAGCCAAGUUCCUGACCUUUAGCAUGCUGGUGUUCUGCAGUGUGUGGCUUACCUUCCUGCCUGUCUACCACAGUGCCAAGGGCAAGGUCAUGUUGGCUGUGGAGGUCUUCUCCAUCUUGGCCUCCAGUUCAGGGCUCCUGGGCUGCAUCUUUGGCCCCAAGUGCUACAUCAUCUUGUUAAGGCCAGACAGCAACUGUCUGCAUAGCUUCCGGGACAGAAUACAUCCUCAAGGAAAUAGGUCCACGUAA
Molecule: messenger RNA, 2064 nt
Organism: Perognathus longimembris pacificus (Pacific pocket mouse)
Lineage: Eukaryota; Metazoa; Chordata; Mammalia; Rodentia; Heteromyidae
Product: vomeronasal type-2 receptor 116-like
Exons: 7
Coding region: 1-2064 (687 amino acids)
Biological process (GO): G protein-coupled receptor signaling pathway
Cellular component (GO): membrane
Molecular function (GO): G protein-coupled receptor activity
Source: RefSeq, a predicted model, not a curated record